Messenger RNA from Lasiosphaeria miniovina, 1137 nucleotides. RefSeq lists its product as uncharacterized. The transcript has 3 exons. Lineage: Eukaryota; Fungi; Ascomycota; Sordariomycetes; Sordariales; Lasiosphaeriaceae. The annotation marks the transcript as partial. The record is from RefSeq and is a predicted model, not a curated record.
CGGCGGCAGCAGCAGCACGUCCUCGACGUCUUCCGGUCCGCCUUUGGCGACGUGCUGUCGUCGCCCGCCUUCGCGGCCAGCGUGCAGACCGUGAAGCAGGCCCUGUUCGCCCGCGACUUUGCCGCCGCCUUUGGCAUCGGCAGCCACGACAGGCAGGCCGGUAACCGCCUGCUUGCCGUCUACGCCGCGCGCUGGAGCCCUACCCGCGCCCUGUGCUAUGCCGCCGUGCUGCGCGGUAUCUACGACCAGGGCCACCUCGACCCGCUGCUGCACACCCCGUUGUCUUCCUCUGCUGCUGCAAGGAGGAAGCAGCAGCAGCAGGAUGUGAAGACUGACGAGUUGCCCGACGGCGAGCAGCAGCAACCAGACUCCGCCUCGGCCGUCCCCAUCAGACAGCCCGUAGGAAAGCGGCAGCUGAGGGUUCUCGGCAUCGGCGGCGGCGCGGCCGAGAUGGUAGCGUUUGGAUCUUUUCUCAACCAGGACUACAGCGCCGGGCUCGCGGGGGAAAUCACGCUAGUUGACGCCGCGGCAUGGGGGGACGUAGUGUCGACGCUGCAGACGGGCAUCACCACACCAGAGCCCUCCACUCCCAAAGAACCGCCGAUGGUCCCGCCGGCGUACCUCUCGUCGCGCUUCUCCCAGAACGACGUGCUCGCGCUCGGCCACGACGGCCUCGCGGCGCUGAUGCCGCUACCGCCCUCUUCCUCCUCCUCCUCCCCCCCUCCUGUGCUCGUAACCCUCCUCUUCACGCUCAACGAGCUCUUCACGUCUAGCGGCGUCGGCAAGACGACGGCGUUCCUGCUGGAUCUGACGAGCACUGUACCCGUGGGCUCGCUGCUGCUGGUGGUGGACAGCUCGGGGAGCUAUUCCGAGACGGCGAUUGGGGCCCCUCCCGCGAAACGCCAGUAUCCGAUGCAGUGGCUCCUGGAUCGAAUCCUGCUGGGGACGCAGAAGGAGCCCGUGGGUGGGCGGGCGUGGCGCAAGCUCGAGGCGCACGACUCGGUGUGGUUCCGCCUCGGCACGUCGUCAUCUUCAUCGGGUGGCGGCGGCGGCGGCGGAGGAGGUGGUCUGGACUACCCGAUCCCGCUCGAGAACAUGCGGUACCAGAUGCAUCUGUACCGGGCCGAGGAUGCCAGC